GGUCGUACGGUCGGACCUCCCAACCAACUUCGCGAUAUUAUAAAAGUUUUCCGAACAAAUCAUUCGUUCUUCAUUCAAAUAUUUGCCUACGUGUAGGUAGUGAUUAAAAUGUUCCAAUAAUUUUGUGCAGUUUUUUUCCAAAAUGGCGGACGACGACAAAGAAGAGAGCAUGGAAGAGGAGGAAGGCACAGAGCUAGAAUUAGAGGCGCUGUACCGGCGAUACUGUGUUCGGCUGAAACAUGCGCUGUUUGUGUCGGCGCUCUGUGUCACUCUGCUGUGCUGCGCUGUACUGCUCUGCGCUGUGUGUGCGCUGCACUCUCAUGAGCUACCAACGCAAGUGAAGUCAAUAUCAUCACUAUCAGUGAUAACGUUCGUGCUGUCAGUAGUGCUAGCGCUUGCGCUGCUGCCAGCUGCGCCGGAGUGGGAGGCGUUCGCGCUGAUGGGCUCCGUGCUCGUCACACUGUGUCUCGGCAGCGGGACAUUGCUGGCCACGCAUCAUGCGCCGCUGCCACUGUUUGCUCUCAUAUUGAUGGUGCAUACAAUGAUGCCUAUAGCGCGUUCCAUAGCCCUUGGAAUGUCCGGAAUUCUGACCGCGGCCUACAUCGCGCUCGCACUAGUACAGGGUGAGCAGAGCGGUGAAAAACUGUUCUAUCAACAGUUGGUGUGCGAGUUGUCCCUGCUGCUGUCAGCGAGCGGCAUCGGGCUUUACUACAGGGCUCUCACGGAGAGAGCCCACAGAAACACUUUCGCUGGCACCAGGACCUGCUUGGAGCAACGCGUGAAGCUGGAGUGCGAGAGAGAGCAGCAGGAGCGGCUGUUGCUGUCUGUCAUACCCGCCUAUAUCGCUGCCGAGGUGAAACGCUCCAUCAUGCUCAAAAUGGCCGACGCUUGCGCCGACAGUUCGAAACAGACCAGGUUCCACGAGAUGCACGUCCAGAGACACAACAACGUCAGCAUUCUGUACGCCGACAUCGUCAACUUCACUCCUUUAUCUGAGAGGCUUAGUGCUUCUGACCUUGUGAAGACCUUGAAUGAACUCUUCGGGAGGUUCGAUCAGAUUGCUCAGGAGAACCAGUGCAUGCGCAUCAAGAUUCUGGGUGACUGCUACUACUGCGUGUCAGGGCUGCCAGUGUCCAGGCCCAACCACGCUUACAACUGUGUCAACAUGGGCCUUCAGAUGAUCGAUGCUAUAAGGUUCGUUAGAGAGGCAACAGGAUUCAACGUGGACAUGCGUAUAGGCAUCCACACAGGCAACGUGUUGUGCGGAGUCCUAGGGCUUCGCAAGUGGCAGUUCGAUGUUUGGAGCGAUGACGUCACGCUUGCAAAUCAUAUGGAGUCAGGCGGAAUUGCUGGGCGGGUUCAUAUCACAAAACCAACAUUGCUACAGCUGGGUGGAAGGUUUGAGGUGGAGCCAGGUGAUGGAGCCUCGCGAGAGGGGUACCUCGCUGACCAUAAGGUGGAGACAUACCUCAUUGUGCCGCCUAAGAAACCUUCGGAAAACGGUCGUCUCUCCGUCUGCACCGUAGACCGUAAAGCCAGCAUCGUCUCCUCCGUCUACAAUGACGUGUCUCCCACCAAACCCAGGGACAACAUAAGCCCGGCUCCUUCACAACACAGCUUCAUCGACGAGGUACCUCGAGGAGUCCUCAGGACCGAAUCUAUGAGAACUACAGGGCCUGGAGAUCUCAGCAGGCGAGCCUCAGUGAAAGUAGAAGGUUCCAAGACAGUUGCUUUUGAUGGCAACGCAACGAGUCCUGGCGAAGGACUGAUCAAUGGAGCCGUUGUUCCUGCCAAACCUAAGAGUCGAAGCGGUUCCAUUAUUGGAGCCAUCAGUCCUAUUAUGGGCACAGCUACUCCCGGAGUACCUAUGAGGUCUCGACCUUCCAGCAAGAUGACAAAAUACGUCGAAUGCUGGGGUGCUGAUAAGCCAUUUGCUAACAUCACUGACUCCACUCUUGCCAAAAAUAUUGGGAUUUCUAGUUUAGCUAUGAUUGAACAAAAUCUGCUUCCACAAAGGACAACUUGCUGUGAUUGCAGUAACAACUCAGAAGGUAUGAAUCGAGUGACGUUGUGGUUUAAGAGUGCCACACAAGAGCGACAGUACCGCAACCAAUCAGAUGCCCAGUUUAAGUACAACGUCGCGUGCGCAGCUGCGCUGUUCACCCUCCUCGCUCUGAUGCAGCUCCUUAUUGGGCCCAGAGGCAUCGUCAUGUACACAUCAUUCGGUCCUACCUUCAUUACUCUGUUCGUCUUUCUCUACCUAUGCUGGUAUGACGGACAGUUUCCUGGACGCGGCAUGCAUCCACUCUCUGAUGUCCCAGAUGACAUCUAUGCUGACAACUGCACUAAACCUGGACAGGUGGUGGCCAGCAACCGCUACAUAAGACUAACAAUGUUUUUGGUGUCCGUGCUUCUUAUCGGUGCUUGCGCAGUAAUCAAUUUGUACCAGGCUGACAUCGUUAAUGAAUACCCGAUAGAAGUACGCAGCACAAUUAAUGGCAGCACCCUGAAUAUAACCAGAUCACCUGUGUACGACAAUUUAGAUUCCGCUCCGAGCUACCUGUACAGCUCAGUGCUAACACUAGCUUCGAUAUCAGUGUUCCUUCGAGUCGGCUUCGUGCUCAAGUUUGUCCUGAUGUCUCUGACCCUGGUGACUCAUAUCUCUUUCUUUGCCACUGCUGAGCUCUUCGCGCAGUACCAGCUGGAACGGGAUUUGGAUACAGAAUUCUCAAUGCUUCCAUACGCGGCUAAAGCGGGCAUGGUGCUGGUAUUUCUUGCUGCGUUGCUGCACAUCCUGGACAGACAGAUCGAGUUCACAUCCAGGACUGACUUCUGGAAAGACAAGCUUAAGUUUGAACAGGAGGAGGUUGAGACUAUGAGGGGGAUUAACAAGAUUCUUCUAGAAAACAUUUUACCUGCUCACGUGGCGCAACACUUCCUGACUUCCGUUGCUUCAGAGGAAGAUCUAUACCACGAGCGGUACUCGAGCAUAGCGGUGAUGUUCGCCUCGAUCCCUAACUACAAAGAGUUCUACGAUGAGACUGAUGUCAACAAGCAAGGUCUCGAGUGUCUCAGACUGUUGAAUGAGAUUAUCUGUGACUUUGAUAAGUUACUCCUGAAGCCUAAAUUCAGCUGCAUAGAGAAGAUAAAGACGAUAGGCAGUACCUACAUGAUCGCCUCGGGGUUACGGCCUGGGAAAGAAGAGCAACUUGAUAGAAAAGAAGAGCAUACGGUAGCAAUUUUGGUGGAGUUUGCUAUAGCACUUAUGACGAUCCUUGAUCAAAUCAACCGGGAAUCCUUCCAGAGGUUUAAACUUCGUAUAGGAUUAAACCAUGGCCCAGUCAUAGCCGGAGUGGUAGGCGCUCAAAAGCCCCAAUACGACAUUUGGGGCAACACAGUGAACGUGGCGUCUCGGAUGGACUCUACUGGUAUCAUGGGCAAGAUACAAGUCACUGAAGAUACUGCUAAGAUUCUAAUGAGUGCAGGCUACACAUGCGAAUGCCGAGGGCCUACUUACGUCAAAGGAAAAGGAACUUUAGUGACAUAUUUUGUGAAAACACCUAAUAUAGGCGGGUGAACAUAGAGGCAUAGUAAAUAACAUCUAAAAAUAAUCUACUGUCGGUUAUAUAGAGCGAGAAAUGACAUUAAAUAUCAAUAAUAGUUUAUCAAUGUUUAAUAGUACCUACCUACGUGAAAAAUAUUUAAGCUUAGUACUUCGAUUUUGGAGAGAUCGUUUUUUGAAAAUGACUAUUAUAUUUUAGAAACUGUUUUUCUCUGUAUUUAAUAUGAAAUACCUACAUAUUUUAAA
Molecule: messenger RNA, 3808 nt
Organism: Pectinophora gossypiella (pink bollworm)
Lineage: Eukaryota; Metazoa; Arthropoda; Insecta; Lepidoptera; Gelechiidae
Product: adenylate cyclase type 2-like
Biological process (GO): intracellular signal transduction; adenylate cyclase-activating G protein-coupled receptor signaling pathway; cAMP biosynthetic process
Cellular component (GO): plasma membrane
Molecular function (GO): adenylate cyclase activity
Source: RefSeq, a predicted model, not a curated record